ACAUCAAACAUCGCUGAGAUCAGCAUCAGGAAAGUAGUGCGCUGGUAGGGUCGUUUUUCGAUGCACAGACUGAAUGAGUAGAAAGAAAAUCAAUUAAUUUCAUGAAAGAGAUACACAUACAUCGCCAUCCAAUUCGAAAUCGUUGCACAGCAAAAUGUCGACUAUCUUCUCAGCGCAUCACUUGCAACUUAUUAUCUUCAUCAACAAUCCAAAAAAAUCAAAAAAAAAUUGCUAAGUAGUUAGUUGCUCAGCAACAAUUUAAGAGCAAGGGGCCCACGCUACCUGUACAGUUCGUUGAAGUCUAAGAAGGGGAGCCAUAUUUCGUCGCGUGAAGUGACGAUUCUGGGGGAGGAGAAAGGGGAGCGUCCCUAAAUCCACUCAUGACAGUACAAACAUGAACAUGAUCGGAAGGAUGGAUGGAGCCUCUUACCCAUUUGACUCAAGAACUAUUCCAUUGACUGAAUAAAUGUUUUUGUUUACCACGAAUAAGAGCCAGACUUUGUUCCACUCUCAGUGACACGAAUGCAUAAUCCAAUCCCUCCAGCAUCUCUUUCUUCAAUCUCUCCAGAAUAGCUCCAGGAAAACGGUGAGGCUGCUUCAGCUUCAAGAACUUGGCCAGAAAUUUCGGC
Molecule: messenger RNA, 629 nt
Organism: Amoebophrya sp. A25
Lineage: Eukaryota; Dinophyceae; Syndiniales; Amoebophryaceae
Source: the annotation of a GenBank genome assembly